UUUACCCUCCACGGCAGUAGGUGGCGAUAUACUACACUUCGAGUUGGAGCAGUUAUACUCGAUAAGGAGUAGAAGAAAAUCCUCCGGAACAGUAGGUGGUGAUAGAAACUAAAUAUUGUGGUGGCACUGGAAGAAAAACAGACCCGUUUCCGUCGGCAAAAAAAAGAUAACAAAAAAAAAAAACGAAAAAGAAAGCAAGCGAGUCUGUGCAGCCCUUCUUUGGAGGAUGACGAGGCUGAGUUUUUCGUGUUUUUGCACAUAAUUUAAUUCCAUCUGAUUAUCGUAUCAAUGAACGUACUUCUGUUUAUUUCUUCACCUAAUAUUUUUUUUAAAGUCCCGGCGAAAUAUGCAGCUGCAACUUUCCCGAUUCACCUCCCAGGCUGUCUGUGGGAUGCGCACUUCACUUGGCGAAUGGAGCGAGACAAGCUGCUGCAAAAUGUAGACGCGAAGGCAGACGCACGCCAGGCGAAGCGCUUUCGUCUUUUCUGAAGUGAUUUCAUUGUUUUAUGUCGCCGACCCGCUAAAGGGAGCCGUCCACCGCAAACCUAGUUCUCCAUGGCCUGCUAUCGAGGAUUGGCAGGCGGAUACCUGCAGGGUCUGGAUACGCUCACCGCUUCUGAGGAGACCCCGGCAGUGUUCCAGGCAUUUGGGCAGUUCUGGGACGUGCAGUGCAGGCUGGGCCGGGGGGUGUCCGCCUCGGUGCACAAGGUGUCCUCGGGAGUGGCCUCGGCAGCCGUGAAAGAGUUCGAGAGCAGCGCUCAGGGCGGAGAUUACGGCUUUCUUAAGGAGCAGGCCGUGCUGGAGGAGCUUAAGGGCCACCGGAAUAUCGUCACCUUAUAUGGCACGUUUACUAAUUAUUCUGGUCCACACUUAUCCACUAACUGCCUUUUACUGGAAUUACUUGAUGUGAGUGUCUCAGAGCUGCUGCUUCGGUCCAAGAGUCAUGGUCACUCAAUGUGGAUGAUUCAGCAUUUGGCCAGGGACAUUCUUGAGGCACUUUUCUUCCUACAUCGAGGACACUAUGUUCAUGCUGACAUUAAGCCCAGAAAUAUCCUAUGGAGUGCUGAUGAUGAGUGCUUUAAGUUAAUUGACUUUGGCCUCAGCUUCAAAGAAGGAAAUCAGGAUGUAAAGUACAUACAAACAGAUGGCUACAGGGCUCCAGAAGCUGAACUUCAAAACUCUCUUGCUCAGGUUGGUCUGGAAAGUGAUGUCGAGUGUACCUCAGCUGUGGACCUCUGGAGUCUAGGAAUCAUCCUGCUCGAAAUGUUCUCAGGAAUAAAGCUGAAAGAAACUGUUCAGUCUCAGGAAUGGAAGGUCAAUAGUUCUGCCAUUAUUGAUCACAUCUUUGCUAGUAAGAUUGUGGUUGGUUCUGCUAUCCCAGUCUAUCAUCUCAGAGACCUUAUAAAAAGCAUGCUUCAGAGUCAUCGAGCACAAAGAAUUACUGCUGAAAAUGCCUUGUGUAGUCCAUUUUUUAGCAUUCCUUUUGCACCACAUAUUGAAGAUUUGGUUAUGCUUCCCUCACCUGUUUUGAGGUUGUUAAAUGUAAUUGAUGAGCGCCAUCUUCAGACUGAAGAAGAGUAUGAAGAUGUUGUUGAAGACAUGAAAGAAGAGUGCCAAAAGUAUGGAGUUGUGGUUUCUCUCCUAGUCCCAAAGGAAAACCCAGGCAAAGGCCAGGUUUUUGUUGAGUAUGCAAGUGCUGGUAACUCCAAAGAAGCCCAGAAGAUGCUAACUGGAAGAACAUUUGAUGGGAAGUUUGUUGUAGCCACCUUCUAUCCUUUGAGUGCCUAUAAGAGAGGAUACUUGUAUAAAACCGUGCUUUGACUAAGUUCCUUAAGUUGAUUGGGAUCGUUUUGCUUUUGUAGUAUGGAAAGAGGUUCUCACCAAAACCUUUAUAUUACUGAAACCACUGCUAAAUAUCUAAAUGUUUUCAUAUUUGGAAAUGUUAUGAGAAUAUGAAUAGGUAAGAAAAUUACCACCCCUUAGAUGAAAGCCAAAGAGAGCCAUCAGUCUUUAAUCAUGUGUGUCCAGUUUACUUUUUACAUAAGAAAAUUAAAAUUCAGGGUCGUCUCCUCAGGUAGAUGAAGCAGGCAGAAGCAUAUUGUUGUUGGCAGGUCAUAAAGUAACAGGGUGUAUCACUUUUUUCUUUUUCUUAUUAACAGACUUCCUGUAUUAGCACAUAUCUACCCAGGUACUUUGGUGAACAACUUGAAAAACUCAAUUUUAAUCCUGUGGAUUCUUAGUUGAAAAAGUCGAUAUUCAUCCUAUUUAUUCUCAGUGGAUCUCUAGAAUCAUGCUGGCACUGAGAAUUUUGUAGCAGUUUAAAAUUAUAGUUCGUAAUAUAACUUUCUGUUGCCUUGUAGACAGUAGAUUCAGAAAAAAGUAAUUGGUAUAAUGAGGAAUUGGGUUACAUAUACAAUAAUAUAUAGGGUUAUAUAUACAGAAAUAAUGCAAUCACUGAUACGAAGAAGAAUCUGUAUACAAUUUAUUGGCUCUGGCAGCAAUUUGCCAGUAAUGUACAAACAACUGUGUGUGUGUGUGUGUGUGUUUAGACAUGUAUGUACAGUAUGCACUAUUAUGAGCUUAUGAACAGGAGCAGUUGUAUUUU
This is a messenger RNA of Erpetoichthys calabaricus (reedfish), 2605 nucleotides long. It is a transcript of the gene uhmk1, whose product is annotated as U2AF homology motif (UHM) kinase 1. Gene Ontology annotation, molecular function: ribonucleoprotein complex binding; protein serine/threonine kinase activity; ATP binding. The coding region runs from base 556 to 1821 and encodes 421 amino acids. The record is from RefSeq and is a predicted model, not a curated record. Gene Ontology annotation, biological process: regulation of protein export from nucleus; peptidyl-serine phosphorylation; positive regulation of translational initiation. Gene Ontology annotation, cellular component: neuronal ribonucleoprotein granule; nucleus. The transcript is spliced from 8 exons. NCBI's taxonomy places the organism in Eukaryota, Metazoa, Chordata, Cladistia, Polypteriformes, Polypteridae.